GGAAUUCCACCUCCGUACAGCAAUACAUCAAAGCUGUAACUGGUUUCAAGGGUUACAGUGGUUAUAUAACUGAUGCGUAUGAUUAGUAUGAAUUUUAGGCCUAUGGCUUUCUUUUUUUAAUCAAUAAAAUACUAACUUCCAACAUUGAUGUUCUGCAUGCCAUCGACAUCUGAGCAAAUCCGAGUCGCGUCUAUUUGUGUCCCAGCUUGUGGGUGAGAGUUGGUCUGCUCGCAGACCCGGUUGGUCGGGACGUCACUGUUGGCCUGAAAUGGCUGUUUAGAACCGACUCGCCUGCUGAAUUAUCGAGAGCUUCUCCUCAUGGACUUGCAUGACAUCAGAGGAGGCCGACUGGAUGUGAUCACAGAAGAAGCUGAGGAGUUGAGCAGAGAGUCGACCAACAUGGCAGACGGGGGACUGAGGGCGGCCCGAGGAGUUUCCACCUUCCAGAGGUUUUCUGUUGACACCGACGAGUCCCUUUGUUUUGAGCCCUGCGAGGACGGCCUUCCGUCCCCCAUCGGGGCAGAACGUGGACUUCAUGGCGAUGUGUUUGAAGUGGCAGAAGCUGAGAGUGACGGCGUAACAAUCAGGAAGCAGCUGCAAGGCAAAGUCACUGAGAUGGAGAACUUUGCAAGUCAUCUGGAGGAAAUCUUUCUCACCGUGGAGGAGAAUUUUGGCCGCCAGGAGCAGCACUUGGAGCAGCACUACAACGACGUGCUGCAGACGUUGUCUCAGCGGUGCGACGACCGGGCGGCGGGGCUGGAGGAGGAGAAGAAGGGCAAGCUGGAGGCCUUGUACAAGCAGCUGCUGGCUUGUGGUCAGGCGAUGGACGUCUCCAAGGAGCUGAUUGAGACGGCCCAGGAGGUCUACCGCUGCCCCGACGAGAGGCUGUUCCUCAAGGCAGUUAUGCCCACCAUGAGAAGAAUCGAGGAGUUUGCCGAGGAGCAGGUUGACCUCACGCUGGCCACGAGUCUCGAGUUUAACACCCCGCUGGCCAACUUGCCUGAUGUCAAAACCAUGAUGGACUCCAUCAACAUUGUCCCAGCUCCGUCUGCCCCAGUGAUCAACCCGCAGACGCCCAACUCGGCCACCCAGACGUCCCUGCGCGUGUGCUGGAGCUUGUUCUCCGACGACACGGUGGAGUACUACGAGCUUUACUACCGGCCGGUGCUGGAGGACACGCCGGCGGACAGCACCUGCGCACCACACGUGAGCAAGGUGAGGGUGAAGGAGACCCACUGCAUGGUGACAGACCUGCUGCCGAACGCUCAGUACGAGCUCUGGGUGACGGCGACCAACACCACGGGCAUCAGCCCGGCCAGCGAGAAGACCUUAUACGUGACAGUGCCGUCGCCUCCGGUGAUCAAGCAGAGGGAGUGUGCCAGCUGUCCCGAGGCCGCUCUGAUCCGCUGGGAGUCGGGGAACACCGACCCCGUGGACUCCUACACCGUGGAGCUCAGGGAGACGGGCACUGGCGCCCCAGAGAGCGCCAUCGCCGAGUCUGUAGUAGCAGUGCCCACCUGCCAGUGUCUGAUCCAGCUGCAGGCGGGACGCCGCUACCUCAUCUGUGUGCGAGCAGUGAACAUCGGCGGGCCCAGCAGCAGGAGUGAAGUUAUUUCUGUGUCCACAACAGGUACGCUCUUCUCCCUCCUGGAGGACACUGCCCAUCCUUGCCUGUGCAUCUCCGAGGACGGCUUCACCAUAUUUUACGGAGAAGAGGAGCUGCCAAUCAGCGCCAUGGCCUUAGAGGACAACAACGCUUUCACGAGGUGUGUGGCUGUCCUGGGGGGUCUGAUCCCAGUGAGAGGACGGCAUUACUGGGAGGUCGAGGUGGACGACGGUACGGAAUUUAGGAUCGGCGUUGCGUCCGAGGACACGGAGAGGAACUCGUACCUCGGCGCCAACAACACGUCCUGGUGUAUGAGACACAUUCUCACUCCAGCCAGGCAUAAAUAUGAGUUUCUGCACAACGGCUGGAGUCCUGACCUGAGGAUCACAGUGAACCCCGUGCGGAUCGGAGUGGCGCUGGACUACGAGAGGGGGACUCUGUCCUUUUUUAAUGUGGCUCUGGAACAGCACCUGCACACCUUCCAAUGUCACUUCCAGAAUCACGUCCAACCGUGCUUUGGGCUGGACAACCCCGGAGCGCUCACGGUACACACCGGCAUCGAGGCGCCCAAGUAUGCGUUUGCUUAACUUGGACUGAAGAUCUGUUAAUUCACAAAAUCCUGAUGACAGCCCCAAUAAAAACUAAAUUAAUAGUAAAGCAUGGGUAGUAUUCAAGGA
Gasterosteus aculeatus aculeatus (three-spined stickleback) is the source of this 2283-nucleotide messenger RNA. NCBI's taxonomy places the organism in Eukaryota, Metazoa, Chordata, Actinopteri, Perciformes, Gasterosteidae. The record is from RefSeq and is a predicted model, not a curated record.